AUGGACUACUUUAGACGUAAAUUCACCUACUGGAAACGAAUGGGUGUACCUGGGCCCAACCUUUUCCAAUACAAAAGCUUAAUCCAUGUGCACCACGACUUUACCCUGGAUCAAGUGACACAAUACGGAAAACUGUAUGGAAGUUACACAAUGGCAGCUCAGAAACUGAUCGUGGUCUGUGAGCCCGACCUACUCCGAGACAUACUGGUCAAGGACUCCCACCUAUUCACCGAUCGCCGCCAUUUUCACCUGGGUUCAUCCAAAAUAACCAAAAGUCUGUUUUUUGUGCCUGGUGAUGAUGACUGGAAACGCCAGAGACAUAUACUGUCGCCGGUGUUCACAUCGCGUAAACUGCGGGCAAUGAUGGCUCAUAUAUCGGACAUUUCCGAUAAGUUUGUCCACAAUUUAACUGAGUUUGAGAAACAAGGUGACCCGAUAGAUAUACGCAAAUACGUGGGUGCGUUUGCCAUGGAUGUGAUCAGCGCCUGUGCCUAUGGAAUAAACACGGACUCCAUCGACAACCCUAACCAUCCUAUUGUGACAAAUGCUAUGAAAAUACUGAAUACCGACGCCGGUGUGGGAUUCAUGUUAUCGGUAAUGGUGCCUAAAAUUGCUAAAUAUUUAGGGGCCGAACCCUUUGACAUAAAGGCCGUCCAGUAUUUCGAUGAACUCACGAAUCAAAUACUAAAUGAACGGAAAGUUAGCAACAAUUACCUGACGGUUACUAAAACCAAACGUCGCACAGAUUUCAUACAAUUGAUGAUAGACUCGGAAAAGUCGGACAAAGAGUUGGGCUACAGUUCCCACAGCGAUGUAGAGCCGGACGAGUCGACCGAACCCCUGACCAAAAGGCCUACGGGUCAGCUCACACCCGAUGAACUCACAGCACAGGGAAUACUAUUUUUCAUCGCCGGUUACGACACUACCAGUGCCGCCAUAACUCACGCCAUAUACUACUUGUCCCUAAACAAGGACUGUCAGCAAAGUCUUUACGAUGAAUUAAAAACAUGCGAUGAGUUUACAUACGAGAAGCUAGGUCAUUUGAAAUACUUGAAUGCAGUGAUCAAUGAGACCCUACGUCUGGCCCCAUCCCUGACCCGGACGAAUCGGGAAGCCCUACAGGACUACAAACUUGGAAAUACAGGCAUAACUAUACCAAAGGGAACGUCCGUCGAAAUAGUACCCUAUGCUCUGCACCGGCAGCCGGACCUGUGGCCCAACCCUAACGACUUCAUACCCGGCCGGUGGUUAGAGCCCACACACCAUCCCUAUGCGUACCUACCCUUCGGUGGCGGACCCCGUGUUUGUAUUGGACAACGGUUUGCCUUAAAUGAGAUGCGAAUGUGCCUGGCUAAACUCGUUCAUAAAUUUGAAUUUAACCUUGCUGAACCUAAUAAACAGACAAAACUUGAGUUACUUCGACGGAGGUUCACCUACUGGUCGCGCAAAGGUGUACCAGGGCCAAACUUUGUUGAAUACGACGGCUUUUUUACUAUACACCACGAGUACACCCUAAAAGCCAUACAAAAAUACGGUAGGGUUUACGGCUCGUACUCAUUGGUGGGUAAGGCACUGGUGGUGUGCGAUCCCAAUCUGCUCCGGGAUAUAAUGGUCAAGGAUUUUAACGUAUUCCCUGACCACAAACACUUUCACACCGGGUCAUCUAAACUGGAUAAGAGUCUGUUUUUUAUGCCCGGGGAUGACGACUGGAAACGGGUUCGGUCUAUACUGUCGCCGGUGUUCACGUCGGGUAAACUGCGGGCAAUGAUGGCUCACAUAUCGGACAUUUCCGACUCGUUUGUCAAUAAUUUAGGCGAUUAUGAGACAAAAGGUGAGGUGGUAGAUAUGCGCAAAUACAUCGGUGCGUUCGCCAUGGAUGUGAUCAGCGCCUGUGCCUAUGGUAUAAACACAGAGUCCGUCAAAAACACGAGUCAUCCCAUUGUGACCAACGCUAAGAAAAUACUGGGUGUCGACGCCGGAAUCGGUAUACUACUGUCGAUAUUAGCACCCGGGUUAGCCAAACUGCUAAAGUUGGAGCCCUUUGACAUAAAUGCUAUCAACUAUUUCGAUGAACUCACGAAUCAAAUACUGAAAGAGAGAAAAGUUAUCAACAAAUAUAAAGUGACCGAUAAAUGUAAGAUGACCGAAACCAAACGUCGCACAGAUUUCAUACAAUUGAUGAUAGACUCGGAAAAGUCGGCUAAAGAUUUGGGCUAUGAUUCAAACAGCGAUGUAGAGCCGGACGAACCGACUGACCCCCUGUCCAAAAGGCCUACGGGUCAGCUCACAUCCGACGAACUCACGGCUCAGGGAAUCCUAUUUUUCAUCGCUGGUUACGACACUACGAGCGCCGCCCUAUCGCACGCCAUAUACUACUUGUCUGAACAGAAGUCGUGUCAACAAAAACUUUAUGAUGAGUUGAAAUCAUGCGAUGAGUUUACCUACGAGAAGCUUGGUCAUUUCAAGUACUUGAAUGCUGUCAUCAGUGAAACCUUACGUCUGGCCCCAUCUCUAACCCGUGUCCAACGGGAAUGCCUACAGGACUACAAACUCGCAGAUACUGGCAUAACUAUACCAAAGGGCACGUCCAUUGAGAUACUGCCCUACGCUAUACACCGGGACCCGGAGUACUGGCCCAACCCUAACGACUUCAUUCCCGACCGCUUUCUGGAGCCCACACACCAUCCUUAUGCGUACCUACCCUUUGGUGGCGGACCCCGACUAUGCAUUGGACAACGAUUUGCCUUAAAUGAGAUGCGAAUGUGCCUGGCUAAACUCAUUCACAAAUACGAGUUUACCCUUGCUCAGAAACCGCAAAUGGACUACUUUAUCGGCAACAUUCUUAUGUCACCUAAAGAGUUGCUUGUUACGCUAAAGGCUAGGGACUGA
This is a messenger RNA of Oppiella nova, 2889 nucleotides long. The record is from the annotation of a GenBank genome assembly. NCBI's taxonomy places the organism in Eukaryota, Metazoa, Arthropoda, Arachnida, Sarcoptiformes, Oppiidae.